CUACACUGGAAUCAUUUGAGCCUAAUAGCCACAGUGUCUUAUUGCAGCUGUAGUAGGAUGCCAUGCUUGGUGAUGAUCGGUAAAUACAUCGCUCGGGCUGUCAAUAGUCUGUCUUCUCGGAGGUCUGCGCGCUGUCACUGGUCAACGGCAGAAACCGCUGUCACGGCGCAGGGAGGUACGGCACGAGCCGGUCUCUACAGCAACUAAACUCGGCUAAACUUCGUCACAGAUCACGGUGCGCUGGCCGGCUCGGUCACUAGCAUCAUGACUAUAAUGGACAGUGGUCCGACUACUCCCAGCGGAUUACCCGAAGUUGAUCUGGCAUUUCUUUAUGAAGGAGAUUUAGAGAAGUUACGAAAACCAUGGGUCCGCGAACCUCAUUUCAUUCCUAUGGUUGUGGUGUACUCUGUCAUAUUUCUUCUAGGCGUGGUAGGGAAUGCUUUGGUCAUCUGUGUUCUGUGUUGCGGUAGGCCCCGCCAGUGUGUAACAUUCCCGGGACUUCUUAGUAUGGCUUGGGCGGACGUACUAUUUCUCUUGAUAUGUUUACCCUAUGAAAUAAUAAGGUUUUUCCUCAGUCACUGGGAACUAAGUACUUUUCUUUGCAAGUUUUCUGGCUUUAUUGAAAUGGUUUCAGCAACCGCAACAACGCUCAACUUAAUACUCAUCAGCGUCGAAAGGUAUUUUGUGAUUGCUCAUCCAUUGACAUCAAAAUCCCUCUGCACAACACGCAACACCAAGGUCGCGCUAAUUCUCGUGUGGCUAGCCGCCAUAUUGCUGGCUUCUCCGUCAUUUGUUGUGAUGGACACCGAGUCCAUCUUAUACCACAACAACGCAACAUCAGUUGUUGUCGUGUUAUGUGCCGACGUGGGCAUCCCCGACACCGGGCGCCUCGUCUACAGUGUGUGGCAACUGUGUGUGCUCUUCGUCAUCCCCGCCAUCGUCCUCAUGUUCUGCUACAUCCGCGUCAUCUGGAUACUCUGGAUGAGCACGCAACAACUGCAAACUAUGACGUCACCAUAUAGAUCCUACCAUCAGUGCAGCAACAAAAACCGUAACGACUCUGGAAACUGGAAACUAAAUAACGAAAGUCCUGAUACUACGCGGACUUCUAACAGAAGCAGACCGUCGUCCCCUGGAGAGGAGGCGUUGCAAGCAAGGAGACAGGUGAUUAAGAUGCUGGUGGUGAUAAUAGUUCUGUUCCUGAUCUGCUGGGGUCCAAAGCUGGUCAUACAUGUGAUGAAGAAGUUGGAACUACAGGCAUUGUACUCCCCCCACGUGUUCAACCUGACGAUCCUGCUUACCUGCCUACCAUACGUGCAAUCCUGCCUGAACCCGUUUAUCUACGUACUCAUGUCAAAGUCGAUCAGGAAAACAAUUAUGACGUCACUUCCUUUCCGCUUGCGCCGCUACUGCCUGUGCUACUGUUGUCAGUAUCGAACAUCCGGUUCACCAGUGAAUGAAAUGGUUCUAACUAACCACAGUGCAACGGGUCAAACCGGACUGAAAACGUCGGUGGAGACAUUCAGAAGCUAUGGUGCUAAUGAACCAACGGACCUCUAAGUCAGUGCACAGAACAGUGAACAUACAUUCUGCAUCCUGUACACAUAUAGUAAAUAAGUUUAGUCUAAUUCAAUUUUAAGGGGACUAUACGCCGUAGUAUUUGGGGUGAAAGAUAAGUUCUCACAGAGAAAGAAUUGCCUAAUAGUUAUAUC
Molecule: messenger RNA, 1712 nt
Organism: Haliotis rufescens (red abalone)
Lineage: Eukaryota; Metazoa; Mollusca; Gastropoda; Lepetellida; Haliotidae
Product: QRFP-like peptide receptor
Exons: 6
Coding region: 265-1560 (431 amino acids)
Biological process (GO): G protein-coupled receptor signaling pathway
Cellular component (GO): plasma membrane
Molecular function (GO): G protein-coupled receptor activity
Source: RefSeq, a predicted model, not a curated record